Messenger RNA from Drosophila albomicans, 662 nucleotides. Its product is annotated as eukaryotic translation initiation factor 5A-like. NCBI's taxonomy places the organism in Eukaryota, Metazoa, Arthropoda, Insecta, Diptera, Drosophilidae. Gene Ontology annotation, biological process: positive regulation of translational termination; positive regulation of translational elongation. Gene Ontology annotation, molecular function: RNA binding; ribosome binding; translation elongation factor activity. The coding region runs from base 71 to 550 and encodes 159 amino acids. The transcript has a single exon. The record is from RefSeq and is a predicted model, not a curated record.
ACUCUUCUAACUCCUUUUCUUCCAUAGCGUGCCGCGUGUAAGGUUUUUGCAACGAGAAAAUAUUUUAAUUAUGGAGUCGGACGAAGAGCAUUUUAAUACUGGUGACUCUGGAGCAGCCGCAACGUACCCAAUCCAAUGCUCAGCACUGCGCAAAAAUGGAUACGUGAUGCUUAAGGGACGCCCUUGCAAAAUUGUCGACAUGUCCACCUCGAAGACGGGCAAACAUGGUCACGCCAAAGUCCAUCUUAUUGGCAUUGACAUAUUUACACAGAAAAAAUAUGAGGAUAUUUGUCCCUCCACGCAUAAUAUGGAUGUGCCCCAUGUCAAACGCGAGGAUUAUCAACUCAUCACUAUUAGUGAUGAUGACUACCUUUCAUUGAUGACCGAAACUGGAGACCUCCGUGAGGAUCUCAAGUUGCCUGAGGGAACAUUGGGAACUACUCUGCGCAAUGACUCCGAUGCUGGCAAGGAUAUUCUUUGCACCGUAAUGAAAGCCUGCGGCGAAGAAUGCGUCAUUGCCAUCAAAAACAAUACUGCUCUUGAUAAAUAAAUACGUAUAUGAUACUGGGCAAUGAUGAGUCUGUUGUUCACCUAUUCAACAUAAAACUGGAAGAGUACAGAUAUAAUGAAGUAAUAUCAAUAAAAUGAUUCAACAAAAGAAA